GUUGUUACUAGUUUACUAUUUAUUAUACUUAUGAUGGUGAUGAUGAUGAUGAUAAUGACACUGAUGAUUUUUAACCGGAUUGAAUGGAGUUUUUCCUCACUGUUCAUAAGAAUUUCUACGGCCUCCUGAUUGACUUUGGAGUUUUGCAUCUUGGGAGAGAAAGUGAAGUCAUUAGCAUUUUUAAGUGGAUUAAUCACAAACCUUUUCUCUCCCAACCCCACCCUUGCCCUCACCCCUCUCCCCAGGCUCGAAAGAAUUUUAUUGGCUGUUAGUCUGUGACCUUAUUUUUCCUGAUCUUUAACUUAACUGUUUUAGAGCAUCUCUGGACGUCUGUAUUUUUAAUUUUUUAUUUUUGUUUUUUUAUUUUUAAUCUUUCAUUUGUUAAAUUUUUAAAAGUGUGCUACAAUAAAAUGUGUGUGAUACUAUUUAACAUUUAUGAUGGUGAUGGCAACUUCCCCAAAAGCCAUCCUGUUACCCUUAAAAUCCCAUCCUGCUUUUCCUGUACACUACCCCUCACAAACCACAAGCUGCAACAACACGGAUGCCCAGCCUGGAGCAGCAGCAGCCAGGAUGCCCUGGAGCCAGGGGGGCCUUCCGGAACAGAACACACCCUUCCUGGGUGAUGGUUUGUGAGAAGCCUUAUCAAAAGCAAUGGCCAGCAACGUUACCAACAAGACAGACCCUCGUUCCAUGAAUUCCCGUGUCUUCAUUGGGAAUCUCAACACGCUUAUGGUCAAGAAGUCUGAUGUGGAAGCCAUAUUCUCAAAAUAUGGCAAAAUUGUUGGAUGCUCUGUUCAUAAGGGCUUUGCCUUUGUUCAAUAUGUUAAUGAGCGAAAUGCUCGAGCUGCUGUGGCAGGGGAGGAUGGAAGAAUGAUUGCUGGCCAGGUUUUAGAUAUUAAUCUGGCUGCAGAGCCAAAAGUGAAUCGAGGAAAAGCAGGUGUGAAACGAUCUGCAGCGGAGAUGUACGGGUCAGUACCAGAACACCCUUCUCCGUCCCCUCUACUCAGCUCUUCUUUUGAUUUGGACUAUGAUUUUCAGCGAGAUUAUUAUGACAGGAUGUACAGUUACCCAGCACGUGUUCCUCCUCCUCCUCCUAUUGCACGGGCUGUAGUGCCCUCAAAACGCCAACGUGUAUCAGGAAACACCUCACGAAGGGGGAAAAGUGGCUUCAAUUCUAAGAGUGGACAGCGAGGAUCCUCCAAGUCUGCAAAGUUGAAAGGAGAUGAUCUUCAGGCCAUUAAGAAGGAGUUGACCCAGAUAAAGCAAAAAGUUGAUACUCUACUAGAAAGUUUGGAAAAAAUUGAAAAGGAGCAGACCCAGAAACAAGCAGUCGAGAUGAAGAACGAAAAGUCAGAAGAGGAGCAGAGCAGCACCACCACCCAGAAGAAGGAUGAGACUAACGUGAAGAUGGAGUCAGAGGGGGGUGCGGAAGACUCUGCUGAAGAGGGGGACCUUCUGGAUGAUGAUGAUAAUGAAGAUCGGGGGGAAGACCAGCUGGAGUUGAUCAAGGAUGAUGAAAAAGAGGCUGAGGAAGGAGAGGAUGACAGAGACAGCGCCAAUGGCGAGGAUGACUCUUAAGCACAUAGCGGGGUUUAAAAGUCUUGUCCCAUUUAUUUCUCUUAGCUAGGCGCUUGUCUAAUACAGAAAUUUCACCAGAUCCUCUCCCCUAGUAUCUUCUGCACAUGCUCACUGUUCUCUCCAUCCAUGUCCUUCCCAUGUUCAUUAAUUCAUUUUACCCUGCGCCUAGUUCCAUUUUCACUUCUUUUGAUGCUCCUAGUAGUUAUGUUAAGUCUUGCCUUUUGCUUUUAAUUUUGAUACCUCUUUAUGACUUAACAAUAAAAAGGAUGUAUGGUUUAUA
This is a messenger RNA of Erinaceus europaeus (western European hedgehog), 1858 nucleotides long. It is a transcript of the gene HNRNPC, whose product is annotated as heterogeneous nuclear ribonucleoprotein C. Gene Ontology annotation, cellular component: nucleus. Bases 652 to 1578 code for a protein of 308 amino acids. Gene Ontology annotation, molecular function: RNA binding. The transcript has 8 exons. The record is from RefSeq and is a predicted model, not a curated record. Lineage: Eukaryota; Metazoa; Chordata; Mammalia; Eulipotyphla; Erinaceidae.